AUGUCAGGAUUUGCUGCAAGCACUGGAACACCAAGGGAAAUCCCUAACAAGAUUCCGAAUGCUAUUUCGAAGCACAUCAUUAAUUACUACGUGAACCAUGCGGACGUGCUUUUGAACGACACGAACCUGCGGAGUGUCUCUCAAAACAAUAAAAGAAGCCAAGCAUAUAAGAGCCUGCUGACCGAGCUCAAAGAGGAGUUUGGAUUCGAACUUUCGGAAAAGCGCUUGCGAAAUCACUUCGACUAUAUGCGCAAUAAAAUUAUCCAGAAAGGAAUGGCGCACAAACGGAGUCUUAACGCUGAAAAAAGGUACAGGGGACUAACGGGAGGGGGACGUUCCCUAAGGGAUGAGAACGCAUUCGCGAACGCGAAUGAGCCCACCCCCUUUGAAAGUUCCACAGAACAAGCACUGUGGGAGUAUUUUGACAAUACUCCCACAACAGUCCCGUUCAAAGAGGGAGAAUCGUCGGUUGGUAAAAGGAAAAGGGCGGCAUCCCCGGAUGAUGAACUAGUGUCUUCGCUUUCACCGGAACCGAACAUGGAUGAUUUCCUCAGUGAUAGCGAGGACGGGCGGCCAAGGCAUCAGCGAUUUACUGAGAAGGAUAUCCUUGAAGAGCAAAUUCUUCUUUGUCAAGAUCAACGAAAGUUCUUCCGCAAAUUAAUGCACACAUUGGACGUAUUUACUGAUUACGUCAUGCGCCAGCAAGAAAAAUCGCAAGGAAUCCAAGAAACGAAGCAGCCGAAAAUAACUCCAUUGGCGGAUCCUAAUAUAGAAGAAUCGGUCUUUUCAAUCCGUGUUCAUCGCAGCGGUACGGCGCCAGCUUAUACAAAACAUUUUGUGUAUGGCUACAUCUCCAGUCCGCUCAAUAGCUUGAGUGGCGCUCACUUGAGGACUGCUCUUCGAACAAUCUUUACGGCGCCCUAUACUUCCCCGACGACCUCUUUCUAA
Cylicocyclus nassatus is the source of this 948-nucleotide messenger RNA. The record is from the annotation of a GenBank genome assembly. Lineage: Eukaryota; Metazoa; Nematoda; Chromadorea; Rhabditida; Strongylidae.